Brenthis ino (lesser marbled fritillary) is the source of this 426-nucleotide messenger RNA. NCBI's taxonomy places the organism in Eukaryota, Metazoa, Arthropoda, Insecta, Lepidoptera, Nymphalidae. The record is from the annotation of a GenBank genome assembly.
AUGGGAGAUGAAAACAUUGUGAAAAAGAAACAAGAUCAGAAAAAUACAAAACGUGUACCGAAUAAAAAGUAUGCCCUUAAAAAGCGAUUGCCAGCGAGGCCGGUUGACGGUGAUAAUGUAAUUUAUGUAACCAAGAGAACACAUUUUAAGGCACAACUUGAUAAAUGUUGCGAUCUCCUUGCUAGAGGCGAAAAGGAAAUCAUUCUACAUGGACUAGGGGCUGCAAUACAAAGAUGUUGCAACCUUGCUCUGCAACUUGAGAUAUUAUUUGCUGGAACUUGUCAAAUUGAAGUGAAUACUGGGACUGUGGAUUUGGUCGAUGACCUGGAGCCGCUGACAGAUGAUGUAGAUUUCGGCGCGCAGGUUAGGCACUCAUCAUCUAUUCAUAUCCGAAUAUUCAGGACGGCAUUGCUUAGUGCCAACCAG